This is a messenger RNA of Marmota monax (woodchuck), 4256 nucleotides long. RefSeq names its product phospholipid scramblase family member 5 (gene Plscr5). The record is from RefSeq and is a predicted model, not a curated record. Gene Ontology annotation, biological process: plasma membrane phospholipid scrambling. Gene Ontology annotation, cellular component: plasma membrane. NCBI's taxonomy places the organism in Eukaryota, Metazoa, Chordata, Mammalia, Rodentia, Sciuridae. Bases 904 to 1710 code for a protein of 268 amino acids. Gene Ontology annotation, molecular function: phospholipid scramblase activity. The transcript has 9 exons.
GAGAGAGAGAGAGAGAGAGAGAGAGAUUUGCUAAUAAGUAAAAUAAUUAAGGGUGGAAAACUAAGUCAGAGCCAAUGCCGCUUGUGGCAUCUCCAGCAUCAGUGUGCAGUGAGCACUUCGUGAAAGCAGGUAAGGCAUCAGUACCUGUAUUAAAGAAGGUACCUCCACUAGAUAACAGCAAGAAGAAAAAGAACAUGCACAGAUAGCAACGGCUGACCUUGCUUUUCCACCAGACUUGAGCUUCCCAUUCGGUAAGUAUCAUUCUCCAGAUUAUAUAGGAUUCUUUCCACUGUUUUAACCUCUGCUUACCAAAGCACGACCUUGAACGUGGCAGCGUUUUCUCAACGACUUAGCCUAUCGACCCCAACCCAAGUAAACCUCCGCUGCGCUCUUCAACAGGAAUCAACUCAAAAGUGUUUCGCCUAUAUGUUUAAGGUAUAUUUAUCUCAACAAUUCUCUCAGUUCCUUGGGAACUGUGCGCUUGGGGAUCCCAGCUCAGGGAAGCUUAUUUCAAUGCUGGACUUGUGAAGAAAAUGUGCUGCAGCAAACGACUGGAGCGCGCAGGCUGCCAGGGAACUGCGACGGCCGUCCAAGGAGGCAGCCAGCCGUGUGCAGGGCUGCGCGGGAGGCUGCAGCUGCUGACGUGCCCGGUGCAGUGUUUUGGUGACAUCUGAAAAGGCAGACAGAUGUUGGAAGGACAAAGUGACCACACUGAGCAAGGCACAAGAUAAAAUCAAGCAGUCUAGAAACAGCGAGGCUCUCCCUUCCCGUUAUUUGUAAGCUGACAGAAGGGAGACAGACACCUUCUGAAGUUUUAUGCAUGCUGUUUUCUCUCCUUGCUGCAACAAGAAAAGCCUUUCAUUUUAACCUGGCUGUUUUUGAAGAAGUGACUCAGACAACUUCAUGGCCUCUAAAGAUGCACAUACCCCAAAAAGCAGAGGGCUGCCUCGUUUUCUUCCUGGAGCUCCAGACACAGAGCAAAACCCUAAUCCAGGAAACCAAGAAUGGCGGCCAGGUCUCACUCCACCAAGCAGCUUCUUGCCAACAGUCUGCCUCCCCCCUGGUCUAGAAUAUUUAAGCCAGUUAGACCUGAUAAUUAUACACCAGCAGGUGGAGCUUCUCGGAAUGAUACUUGGCACUGAGACUUCUAACAAAUAUGAGAUUAAAAAUGGCUUGGGACAAAGAAUUUACUUUGCAGUGGAAGAAAGCAUUUGCUUCAAUCGUACUUUCUGUUCCACUCUGAGAUCCUGCACCCUGAGAAUCACAGAUAACUCAGGUCGAGAGGUGAUCACAGUAAACAGGCCCUUGAGGUGUAAUAGCUGUUGGUGCCCUUGCUACCUGCAAGAGUUAGAAAUCCAAGUCCCUCCGGGUACUGUAGUUGGUUAUGUUGCUCAGAAGUGGGACCCCUUUCAACCCAAAUUCACAAUACAAAAUGCAAACAAAGAAGAUAUUUUGAAAAUUGUUGGUCCUUGCGCAACAUGUGGCUGUUUUGGAGAUGUGGAUUUUGAGGUGAAAACCAUGAAUGAAAAGCUUACCAUUGGGAAGAUUUCAAAGUACUGGUCAGGAUUUGUAAAUGAUGUCUUCACAAAUGCGGACAACUUUGGCAUCCACGUUCCUGCAGACCUAGAUGUGACAGUCAAAGCAUCCAUGAUCGGUGCUUGUUUUCUCUUUGAUUUUAUGUUCUUUGAACAUUCACUAGCUGGAUUAUAACAAGCAAGAUGAUGAAAACAAUAAAAUAUGCAGAAUAUAUUUCAAUAUCCCUUGGGCUCUGGAUUUCAUUUCUGAAUGGUUUGAGUAUUUUUCUCUCUUUUUUUUGUAACAAAAUGUUAAUUAUUAUAUUUAUUAAAACAUAAUUUAAUGAGGCAAUUAUCCAGCUGUGAAUGCAUGACAGCUAAAUACACAAUUACUGGCCUGAGCACAAGGUUGCUUUGAGAGAUUACCAUUCUUUCUUUUUAUCCUUUUGAAGUUAUUGCAAUGGUAAGCAUGAAAGAUGAGAACUAAGGCUUUCAGAAUCACUGAUGAAAAUUCAAUGUUUAGAGAAUACUUUGAAGUUUUUUCUGGUACUAAGGGUAGUUACUAAUCAAAAGGACUGAAUGUCUAAAAUAUUUUUUUUCAAAAGUAGUCCCUUUUGACUUUGUUUGCUAAUGUUCUUAUUGUAGUGAGCUAUUUUUACUCUAUAUUGGAAAAGUUACAGGUUGGAAUAAAUAAUAUGCUUACAGAUGAGGAGGAAAAAGAUGGUAUCAAUCAAUUCUAGGGGCAAGAGACACAGUUAUAUUGCAGAAGGAAGCUCAUAUUUACAAACCAAAGCCUAUGUAAAUAUCUACUCAUGCCAGAGUUUUAAAUAAUCCUAAAAAUAGAUUUCUAAAUUAGCAGAGGCAGUAUUUUCUAACAGGAAUUUUAUCUACUUGCAAGGAAAUUUCAGCCAAUUGUGGGGUCUGAAUCUUUGAAAAUGAAAAAUGAACAACUCUAGCCUUUUAAAAAAAGCAAACAAAUAAAAGCCAAACCUAUGAGGCAAAUGUAGAAAUUAGAGAGCAAAGUAUAUUCCAUUUAUCAAUACCUUCCACUUCUUAAUUCUGUGGAAUUUUCCCAGUUAUUUACCUGCACUGUCCACAAUUUCCAAAGCCCACCCAAGAGGAAAAUUCUUUUUUAUGAAUGACAACAAUUCUUCUCCCCUUUUUGAAAUGAGGGAACAGAUUUUUUUUUAAGCAAGGCUCUACAUUAGAAUUACACAACUACCCAAAUUUCCAUGCGCGUGUGAAAAUGUUUGGAGAACUGUUGUUCCCCAGUUAGAACAGGGAACAAAUUCCAAGCAUCUCUUACUAAGAGGAUUGUUUGAAAUUAGGAAGCAGUCAUCUCCUAGAAAUAUAUGUGGCAGGUUUAUUUUUUUUUCCUAAAUGGUCCAUAACUAUCCAUUUUGUUCCAUGUUCUGAGUUAAGGUCCUUAUGUUGUAUAAAAUGGAAAGGAACCGAGAGCCUCUUCCUUGUUUUCUGGUUUAAUUUCCUAUAGCAUUCUUUUUUGGGAGGUCGGUGGGGGGUGUACCACAGAUUGAACUCAGGGCCACUGGACCACUGAGCCACAUCCCCAGCCCUCUUUAUAUUUUAUUUAGAAACAGGAUUUUGCUGAGUUGCUUAGAGUCUUGUGAUGCUCUCAGUCUGGCUUUGAAUUCAGGAUCCUCCCACCUUAGCCUUGCAAGUCAGUGGAAUCACAGGAAUGCACCACGGACCUGGCUCCCAGAGCAUCCUUUGUUCUCUCUUUACAUCUUCACUCCUUUCAUGAACACCCGCUGUUGGCAUGCAGAAACCAUAAAUUACCUCUCCAUCAACCACAAAAGAUCUUUACCUGGAGCAUAAUAGUAUGGAUACUAAUCAAAAAAGUAACCAGGUUUCAGAAACACACAGCGUUUCUCCCAGUCAUAUCAUCCCUGAUUUCAGUGUGACUGGAAUCAGUGUCAUCUGCAUGUGGGAGCAACACAGAUAUGGAAGGGAACCCAAGUUCCAUUUGCAAUGGCGAUCACCUUCAGUCCGGCGCUGCUAUUUACUGGCUGGGCAGCCUUCAACCUGUAGUCCUCUGGAAUCUUCUCUGGUUCUCAUGUUACCUUGCAGAGUUGUGGAAAGGGCAGCUCAGUCUAUUUCAAAGAAAGUGUGUCAUUUAUGAUCCUUUAUAACAAGCUAAGGGAAAUAGCAUUUUAAAUCUGAUGCAUAUUUACUAAUAAAAUGGAGAACAAUCGUUGCUAUGGUUUGAAUGUUGGCUCCCUCCAAACCCAUGUUAAAUUUAAUUGCUGUUGUAACCAUAACAAGAGGUCGUGAGGGUUCUAGUUUCAUGAGUGGAUUUAAUGCUUAAUAAAAAGACUUUCAAGUGCAGGAUAAUUUCCUCCAGCCCCUUCCUGUCUUUCUGCAAUGUGAGAAGCAGCAAUCCUCCCCUCCAGGGAGCACCAUCUUGGAAGCUGAGACCAGACCCUUUCCAGGCACCUCCUUGGGACUUGAUGGUGAACUUUCCAGGCUCAGAAAUUGAGAGAAAUAAACUCCUGGUCUUUAUAAAUGACCCAGCCUCAAGUAUUCUGCUAUAGCAGCAAAAAUGGACUGAGAGCAUUUCUAACCUUUCCAAGGACUUAGUACCAUGCUCUGAGUUUCUGGUGGGAUGUAAAAUUGAAAUGCAAUGAAGGAAACUGGACAAUGUCAAACUUGUGUCCACCUCUGUGCCCUGCACCCCUGCUCUGUGUUGCACAUUUUCUUCUUAAAGAUGAUUCUGCUGUCCUA